Molecule: messenger RNA, 5558 nt
Organism: Thrips palmi
Lineage: Eukaryota; Metazoa; Arthropoda; Insecta; Thysanoptera; Thripidae
Gene: gogo
Cellular component (GO): cell periphery
Source: RefSeq, a predicted model, not a curated record
GCUUCGCGUCGUGGUUCUCGUCGUCCUCCAUGGCGCCAUGGGCCACCCCGGCCCGGCCGCGGGGGCGGGUGUCAUCGCGGUGCUCGGCUGGACGCCGACCAGUCCGUUAAGCACCAGGGCGUUGUGUGGUCCGUGUUUGUGAGUGUUUCUGGAUACUCAGCGCGGAGGCCGGCGGCAGUGCUGCACCAGCACAGGAUUACCAAUGGGCUUUUGAGGCACGAUGAGUUAGUCCAGCAUGAGAGUCCGACCGCCAUGGUGGAGUCCAGCCAUCGGGAUACUCGCCUUGGCAGGCCUCUGCUCCGCGUACCACCUGCGCGUGGUCAACACCAAUGGCCAGGGCCUCGGUCUCGGCCUCGGCUCGGGCCCGGGACGGCCCGCGGCCGGCAGGCAGACCUACAUGGCGCUGUCCGGAGACCUCAUCGUGGAGAUCCGGCAGCUGCCGGUGUGGGCGCGCGGCCGGCGUCUGCUGCUCCUGCUGCUGGAGCACGUCGGCAACGGGCCCGCCGGCAACAACUCCAGGUACUCGGUGCAAGGCUCCAUCCAGGUGAACGUGGCCACGAACGCGGCCAGCACGUCGGCUAACACGGGCGGCCGCCUGCAGUGGGUGCGCGGCUACAACCGCAGCAGCACGUCCACCACGCGGCCGCUGGGCAAGAUGACCAGCUCGCAGCCCAACCGCGCGUCGCCGAGCGCGCCGCCGGGGCCGGCCCCGCCCACCACGCUCAAGCCGCUCGUGGCGCGCUUCCCGUGCGGCUUCGUGGCGCGCGGCGGCCGCUACGCGCUGCGGCUCGCCGGCCUGGACCGCUCCAAGAAGACGACCAGGAAGGAGGCGGGCGACAGCGGCGAGGCGGGCAGCAGCAGCGAGAACGAGAGCGGCGAGAGGGCGCCGUCGUCCAACCGGCUGCCGGGCACCUCCACCACGGCUACCACCACCACGGCGUCCUCCACCACGGCGUCGUCCCCCGCGGCCGCCACCGCCAGGCCGGCCUUCAACGACCCCGCCCUGCCUGCCACCAACGAGACGGGCGGCCUGUUCCUGCUGGACGUCCUGUGGCCGCGCGCGCGCCUCUCGCUCGGCCCCAAGGAGAUCGUGACGUACCCCGAGGAGGCGGUGCGCGCCACCGUCGAGUUCCUGGGCGUGCGCUGCCCCGCGGCCAAGGGCUCCCCCGUGUCCGAGUCGUGGCUGGAGCUCGUGUACUGCGGGCCCGUGCUGUCCGACUGCACCUACGGCAACUACACGCAGCGACAGAUCCUGCACUCGGAGCAAGUGCUGGGCUACCCCCACCAGCUGGCGCUGGGCCUGCAGUGCGAGCUGUUCGGCAUGGCGGGCUACUACAGCCUGCACCUCCGCGCCGGCAGGCCCUCCGUCGUCGCCUGGCCCGUGGACGCCGGCGCCAACGCCACCAUCAAGGCCGUGUGGAGCGACCGCUUCGUGUUCAACGUGCACGCCCGGUCCAUCUUCCCGUGCGCGGCGCACAGCGGCGUCUCGGCGCUCUUCACGUACCCGGGCUGCGUGCUGCCGGCCGGCGACCGCGUGCGCCUGUUCGCGCGCCUCCGCGCCGACGUGUCCACCCUCAUGCCGCCGCUCACGCUGCAGUACGUGGCCGAGCAGCGCGUCGCCAAGGGCACCCACGCCGUGGCCUUCGACUGCGACCUCUUCUCGGAGCGCUACGUCGAGUACUGCUUCGUGUACGUCAGCCAGGCCAUCACCGGCGCCGUCACGGACGUGCGCAUGGACUGCGUGCCCACCCUGCCCGUGUCCGACGCCGACUCCGGGUCCUGGGGCGCGUGGAGCGCGUGGUCGGCGUGCACCUCGACGUGCGGCGGCGGCACCAGGAACCGGUACCGCUUCUGCGACAGCCCGCCGCCGCGCUACGGCGCCAAGUUCUGCGAGGGUUCCUCGCUGGAGACGCAGCGCUGCGGCCCGGACAACGAGUGGGACUGCGCCCCCGAGGGGGCGAGCGCCGACCUGCCGCCCCCCAACGCGCUGCCCCCCGGGCCCUCGAACGCGCUGACCCCCAACGGGGCCCCCCACGGGGCCGGCGGGCCGGCCGUCAGCUCGGGCUGCAGGUGUGGCUGCGUCGUGCACCUCGGCACCACCAAGCCCGCCACGCUCCUGGCGUCCUCCUCCAAGUCCUGCCCCGGCCGCUCCUUCUGGCUCGUCCAGGCCGACGCCAACCACGUGGUGCGGCUGUGGGUGCAGCAGCAGCGCCUGUCUUGCGGCGCGCAGUGGCUGCGGGUGCGGGACGGCGACUCGCUGGCCGGCCGCCUGCUGCUGUCCCUGGACUCGGACUCGACGCCGUCGGGCGCGCCGGUCGGCCUGCUGCACCACCACGCCGUGGCCACCGAGGCCGUGUCGUCGUCCAACACCAUGCUGGUCGAGUUCUACUCGGACGAGGCCGUGGCCGCGCUGGAAGAGUGCGCCGCCGGCUUCCUGGCGCACGCGCAGCAGGCCGUGCCCCCCAACGAGACCCUGGUGGGCUACCCGCUGGCCGUGGCCGGGGCGGGCGUCGGCGCGGGCCUCCUGGACGAGGCCGGCUGGUGGUCCUACGGCGGCGCGCUGCGCCUCACCGUCGUCCACGCCGCGGCCGUCGCCUUCCUGGGCGGCGUCGUGCUGCUGUCGGCCUGCCUCUGCGCGCAGUACGGCCACCGCUACCGCAAGUACCAGCUCACCGCCGCCAAGGAGGACCAGGAGACGCUGUCGCUCACCGACAACGAAGAAACUGGAGUUUUGGUUCGCGCCGCCUCCUCGGCGACGCUCGUGUCGGAAGUGGUGUCCCUCAAGGGCUUCAAGACGACCCAGGAGCCGGAGAGAGUUGCGACCGAGGAGGAGAGCGUCCUGGGCGGCUCGGCGGACUCCGUGUCGGGCUCGGUGACGGUGUCGGUGGGCUCGCCCGAGUCGGCCGGCCUGAGCACGGACAGCGGCACGGCUCGGCGCGGCCUCGGCCCGCCCCUGGACACCACGGCCUCGCUGCCCAACUCCCCGCAGCCGCAGACCUCCCCGCAGGCCUCGCCCGGCCCCGGCUUGGGCAUGCGUCGCUCGGGCAGCUGCGAGCGACCCGACGCCACGGCGCAGCGCCGGCAGCGACCCAGCAGCGUGCGCAUCGGGCCAGCGUUGAAAGGCGGGCCGGUGAGCCCGGUGCGCGAGGAGGACCAUCCGGGGCGUCCGACGGCGGCGCCCGCGGGCCCCAGCCCCAGGGCGGCUCGGAGCUGGCGGCGGCGGGGCGCGGCGGCCCGGGGGCGGCGGGCGGCGGCGGCGUCCAAGUGGCGCCCCAUGCCCAGCAUGGCCGGCAUGCCCCGGCGGCUGGCCAGGGGGGUGUCCUCGAACGCCUCCUCCACAUCCACCCUCGUCAACGAGGGCGUGGUGCCGGGGUCGCCGGCGUCCUCGGUGCGCAGCUGGAGCCGCGCCAGCUGUGCCAGCACGAGCACGGCCAGCACGGCCAGCAGCUCGCGCACCGCCACCCCCACCAACGCCCGCAGCCCGCCGCCCGGCAUGGUGGCGGUGCCGGGGCCCCUGCACCGGCCCCUGCCGCUCAACCCCAAGGAGAGCAAGGACCGGCGCAACCGGGAGCGCCUGCUGCGGGCCGCCGGCUCCACGGGCGGCUCCGACUUCUCGCUGGGGCCGGACACGGAGAUGGAGAUGGACUACUACGACUACAACGUGCACAACGCGUGCGCCGCGCCCGGCUCGCUGCUCGGCAUGGACCCCGCCUACCUCAUGUGGAUACCGCCGUACACGCCGGGCUCGGCCGGCUCGUGGGAGGAGGACGGCGAGGACGGCCCGCUGUUCGACGGCGACGUGUCCAGCGAGGCCUCGGACAACGUGCACCUGCAGCAGCACGGCGGGGCCACCCCCGCGGACAUGGACGAGGGCACGGAGUUGCAGGAGUUGCGGUCUCCGCACGCACAGCCCGCCACGUCGCCGCCCGCCAAGCCGCCGCGGACGCACUUCGUGCAGGGCACGCACCAGAGCGAGCAGCGCGCACUCAUCCACACGGCGCGCGUCACCGAGCUCACCGUCAAGGAGACAGAGGCCAAGAUGGACCCCGCGGUCGCGCCGGGGUCACUAGCCGCACCGCUGGCACUGCAGCAGCUGACAGCCUCGCCGCGCCGCCUGGCCGGCAGGCAGGGCUGGCAACAGCCCCUCGACGCGCGCGACGCCGGGGACACCGAGAAGGAGACGUCCGUCGUCAAGUCGCCCAGCGACCAGCGGCUGCUGUACCGCCUGCACCAGGACCUCCAGGACGCGGAGGACGACGACGACAUCAAGUUCGCGGACGACGCGGACGACGACGACUGCGAGGACAUCUUCAGCAAGGACUCCAAGGUGGACCCCAAGACGGUGCCGCUCCUGGGGAAGAGGAGUGACUUGAACGUGUGACAGUGACUCCCCUCUCCGUCGACCCUCCCCCUCUCUAACCAGUGUGUAGGAAAUCUGCCGUGAUGAGCAGGGACCUGUAAUACGACCACAUUCCAGAUUGCAAGUGUCCGUCGUGUGUGUCCUGUGAUCCGUUUGGAGUGGUGUCACAGUCACAGCUAAAGUGACCACAUCAAAGCAUGACUGACGGGCCGAUAAACGGUCAACACCAGUAACUUGGAUCCACACCACGACAUAAUAGGUUUUAGGCUACUUUAAGAGACUCACCCCAUGUGACCUAACGUGGUUUUUUGACGACCCCCCUCUCCCCCUGAGGUCAUGUGAACUAAAGAUCAUAUGGCCUUAGGGGGACCGGGUUUCUCAAAAUACCACUCGAAAUCCCUGACCCAUAUGACCUUAUCCCGGGUGAUAUUUUGAAACAUCCGGAAACAUUCCCCCUCCCCCUUUAAAAAAAUUAUCAGUCACAUGAUGUGAGUACGUUUCCCCUCGGCCUUGUGGCCAACAUUAGAACAAACAUAACACGAAAUCUUUUAAGUAUGUUCACUCUACGCAUAAUGAGUGCUGACGUCAUGGAAAUUUUAAAGUAACAGUCCUCUGGUCAGCACUCAUUAACUCUACAUCUGCAGUUAUCAUACCUUGUAUCUUUAGUGUGUCAGUUAAUUUUGAUGUAAUGGUUUGAACAUGCCUUUUCCCAGGCUGAUCAUGGUAGUGAGUUAUUUUUAUUUUCCAAUUAGAAAAGCCAGUAUCCAUGUCACAUCAGAUUGAUAGAGAGAUCUAGCUGGUCCCGUGAUUUUCAUACUUCAGAAAACUGUCCUUUAUUGUGUUAACGUGAGUCAAAUGUGUGUAUAGCUUGGACAUGUUAUUUAAUUCAUACAGCAGUGCCAUAAGAAUUUGUAUGUAACAUGCAUGCCAUGCAGGUUAAUGGGCUGUGUGCAAUAUUUUAAGUGUCAACUGAUAGUUACAUAUUGUUUUAUAAUGUAAUAUUUUGUACAGUUCUCUCAGACGGUAGUUGGAAGUAAAUAAGUUAUCUUACUAUUUUGAUACUGCUAAAUGGUCGUAAAGGUAGCAGAGGUUUUUUUGAGUUUUUUUCUUUGUUAAUUGUUAUGUUGUACUACAUAAGUGCUUAUACCAAAGGAAGUCAGUUAUUGUAUUAGUAAAACAAAUGCUUUGCUUCUUCAAA